AGUCGAUCUGCUCUUGAGGACGAUGAAGCUGGACAUGCCGGCUGAACAUCUGCAGACCACUUGUCAGAUGAAACUUAAAUCCCAGCUGACGAAGAGGUUCCAGUGUGUGUUUGAGGGGAUCGGUGAAGCAGGAAACUCAACCCGACUCAGUCAGAUCUACACGGAGCUCUACGUCACAGAGGGAGGGGCUUCAGACGAGGAACACGAGGUCAGACAGAUCGAAACCGCAUCCAGGAAAACAUAUGCGGAAGAAAUGGUAGUUGCGCGAGAGGACAUCUUUAAAACUCCACCCGAAAGAGAUAAAUCAAUCAGAACGGUGAUGACGAAGGGAGUGGCCGGCAUCGGGAAAACAAUCUUAACUCAGAAGUUCAGUCUGGACUGGGCUGAAGGCAGAACCAACCAGGACAUCCAGUUCCUGCUUCCAUUCACCUUCAGACAGCUGAAUGUGCUGAGAGAGGAGAAGUUCAGCUUGGUGGGACUCGUCCAUCACCUCUUUUCUGAAACCAAAGGAAUCUGCAGCUUUGAAGAGUUCCAGGUCGUGUUCAUCUUUGACGGUCUGGAUGAGUGUCGACUUCCUCUGGACUUCCACAACAAUGAGGUCCUGACAGACGUAUCAAUGUCCACCUCGGUGGACGUGCUGCUGACAAACCUCAUCAGGGGGAACCUGCUUCCUUCUGCUCGUCUCUGGAUCACCACACGACCCGCAGCAGCCAUUCAGAUCCCUCCUGAGUGUGUUGACAUGGUGACAGAAGUCAGAGGGUUCGCUGACCCCCAGAAGGAGGAAUACUUCAGGAAGAGGUUCAGAGAUGAGGAGGAGGCUAAAACGGUCAUCUCCCACAUCAAGACAUCACGGAGCCUCCACAUCAUGUGCCACAUCCCAGUCUUCUGCUGGAUCACUGCUACGGUCCUGGAGAACGUCCUGGAAACCAGAGAGGGAGGGGGGCUGCCCAAGACCCUGACUGAGAUGUACAUCCACUUCCUGGUGGUCCAGACCAAAGUAAAGGUGGUCAAGUAUGAUGGAGGGUGUGGGAUGGAUCCACACUGGAGUCCAGAGAACAGGAGGAUGGUGGAGUCUCUGGGAAAACUGGCUUUUGAGCAGUUGCAGAAAGGAAACCUGAUCUUUUAUGAACCAGACCUGAGAGAGUGUGGCAUCGAUGUCAGAGCAGCCUCAAAGUACUCAGGAGUCUUCACAGAGAUCUUCAAAGAGGAGAAAGGACUGUACCAGGACCAGGUCUUCUGCUUCAUCCACCUGAGUGUCCAGGAGUUUCUGGCUGCUCUUCAUGUCCAUCUGACCUUCAUCAGCUCUGGAGUCAACCUGUUCAAGGAAAAACAAACCCUCUUAAAGUUGUCUAACUUAUUCACCAAACCAAACAUUACAGACCUUCACAUCAGUGCCGUGAACAAGGCUUUAGAGAGUCCAAACGGACACCUGGACCUGUUCCUCCGCUUCCUCCUGGGCCUCUCACUGGACACCAAUCAGAAACUCCUACAAGGCCUGACGACACAGACAGGAAGUAGCUCACAGACCAAUCAGAAAACAGUCCAGUACAUGAAGGAGAAGAUCAAUGAACAUGUGUCUGCGGAGAGGAGCAUCAAUCUGCUCCACUGUCUGAAUGAGCUGAACGAUGGUUCCCUGGUGGAGGAGAUCCAGCAGUACCUGGCGUCCCAGAGUCUCUCAGACAAACUGUCUCCUGCUCAGUGGUCGGCUCUGGCCUUCAUCCUACUGUCGUCAGAAGAUCUGGCCGUGUUCGACCUGCAGAAAUACUCAGUUUCAGAGAAGGCUUUUCUGAGGCUGCUGCCGGUGGUUCGAGUCUCCAGAAAGGUUCUGCUGAGCUUCUGUACUCUGGCGGAGAGGAGUUUUGAAGCUCUGUCCUCGGUCCUCAGCUCUCAGUCCUCCAGUCUGCAAGAUCUGGACCUGAGUAACAACAACCUGCAGGAUUCAGGACUGGAGCUCCUGUCGGCCGGUCUGGGAAGUCCACACUGCAAACUGGAAACUCUCAGGUUGAGAGGCUGUUUCCCCUCAGACAGAAGUCUCCACGGUCUCCGUGGCGUCCAGUCCUCCCGUCUGAGAGAGCUGGACCUGAGCAACAACAACCUGCAGGAUUCAGGAGCCGAGCUGCUGUCGGCCGCUCUGACGAGUCCUCAGAGUCACCUGGAAACUCUCAGAUUAAGUGUGUGUAACCUCUCGGAGAAAAGCUGUGCAGCUCUGUCGUCGGUGUUCAGCUCCUCUCAGCUGAGAGAUGUGGACCUGAGUAACAACGACCUGCAGGACGGAGGCGUGAAGCUCCUGUCGGCUGGUCUGGACUCGCCCGCGUGUAAACUGGAAACUCUCAGGCUGUCUGGGUGUUUGGUGACGGAGGACGGCUGCAGCUCUCUGGCUUCAGCUCUGAGCUCCAGCCGCCUGAGAGAGCUGGACCUGAGCUACAACCAUCCCGGAGACUCGGGAGUGAAGCUUCUGUCUGCUAAGCUGCAGGAUCCAGACUGCAGACUGGACACUCUCAGAGUGGAGCCUGCUGGAGUCCAGUGGUUGAAACCAGGGUUGAGGAAAUAUUCCUGUGAAAUCACAGUCGACACAAACACAGUCAACAAAAACCUGAAACUGUGCGACGGCGGCAGGAAGGUGACGUACGUGGAGGCGGAGCGGUCGUAUCCCGAGCACCCGGACCGGUUCCACCAGAACCACCAGGUUCUGUGUGCGGACGAGCUGACGGGUCGCUGCUACUGGGAGGCGGAGCUGACGGGAGGAGUUCACGUCUCGCUGAGCUCCAGGAGAAUCCGGAGGAGAGGAGAGACCAACGACGGCUGGUUCGGAGGAAACGACCACUCCUGGAGUCUGUUCUUCUCUGACGGCGGUUUCACCGUCUGGCACAACAAGAGAGGAGUACCCAUCCCCUCCUCCUCCUCCUCCUCCUCCUCCUCCUCCUCCUCCUCCUCCUCCUCCUCCUCCUCCUCCUCCUCCUCCUCCUCAGCCUCCAGCAGAGUUGCAGUCUACGUGGACCGUCCUGCCGGCACUCUGUCCUUCUUCAGAGUGUCCUUGGACUCACUGAUCCACCUCCACACCUUCAGCACCGCCUUCACGGAACCUCUUCAUGCCGGGUUUGGGUUGUGGACCUGGUCCGGCUCCCCUGCUGCUUCCUCGGUGCGUCUGUGUUCCCCGUAGGAGCGAGUUCUCCUCGCGCCAGGAACCGUCUCCACAGUUCUCAGCGUGCACGUCAGUCGUACCUCAUUAAUCCCUCAGGGAAAAUAUUAUUAUUUAUCUAAGACUAUUUGAGUGUUUAUCCGUAAGCUUCUAGUGGUGGUAAAAUCUGUCUCCAGCUCUUCAGUCUCGUACAUUGUUGUAUCAAGAAUGUACUCUUUGGUUUAUUACGUGCAGUCAGCUCCCGGCACAGAGCUGGCUGCUUUCCAUUCAUUUUUUUUUUUAUUAUUAUAAGAGACGUUUAUUGUAAGAGGUGGGAUCGAGACCUUGUCUUGUUUCUAACAUUUACAGAGGUUUUUCAGAUUUAGAGGAUUAAAAAAAAUGAUCUAAACUUUGACGAGCUGGAAGCUUCACGGUCAGUUCGCUUACAGGGACAACAUCUGGUCACAUUAUGAUAUAAACAAAGUAGAUCAGAUCCCGAACAAAAGCAACAACCUCCCCGACUACGGCAGAACACCGUGGAAACUUAAGAGAGUUUCAUCGUUUACAAGGAAAGUUGCAUGGUGUAGCUGUGAUUAACAUGGCGUACUGGGACAUUCAUGAUUUCACUUCCUUUAUGACUACCUUAUGACCUUUCAAGAACGCACAAUGGAGCAGAAUCGCUUCUUCAAUUUGUUUUAGGUAAUUCACAGGAGUGUAGCUACAAAGUAGCGAGAACAAACCAUCUUUCUUACUGAAUAUUUAUUCGUUUAUGUAGAGAUUAUAUAGAUUAUAAGUAAUUAAAAAAAAGCCAUUCUGGUCAUUCUAUGUCUUCGGAGGCAUCACUUACAGUAACGAACUAAAACUAGGCUUUUAAACUUUACAAUGUGAAUGGACAACAAACAAAAACACCCGAGCACAGUGUGCUUGUUUGAUGAGAGCGAUUUAAAAGAGACAAAGAGGCAACGGACUCCAAACUUCCAGGGAUUCAAAAUGAACCAAGGGUAUGAAAUUAUUGUCUUCAUCAUCACUGUCUUGCCAGAAGCUGCCUGCCAAUCAAGCACAUUCACCAGAAAAAAAACAGAACAGACACAAAAGGCAAAUGGAUUACACGUAUGCUCUAUUUCUUCCCAAUUUCUUAUCACGGGGUUUACUGCAGGGGUGAGUUCACUGCCCCGAGGCCACUGUGUGCUGGGCUUCAGCGCAGACGCAGGCCAACCCAGUCUUUGUUGUGUACUUACUAUUUUGUGUGAAUUUUUCAACACUCUAGGAUGAUGUUUUUGUAGUUUAUGGAUCUAAAAUCUCUCAACAGAGCUUUUAACGGAUUGUGAUUUUGUGUUGGUCUUCCUUCACUCCUGUG
Cololabis saira (Pacific saury) is the source of this 4475-nucleotide messenger RNA. RefSeq names its product NLR family CARD domain-containing protein 3-like. Gene Ontology annotation, molecular function: protein binding. The record is from RefSeq and is a predicted model, not a curated record. The transcript is spliced from 8 exons. Bases 23 to 3160 code for a protein of 1045 amino acids. NCBI's taxonomy places the organism in Eukaryota, Metazoa, Chordata, Actinopteri, Beloniformes, Belonidae.